GUUUUCGCCCUUAUAUCAUAGCAGCAGUCUAUGAUGAAGUGCCUGCUGCUUGCGUGCGAGAUAUAUAGAUACAAUGAGGACCGGAAACAUACCAAUAUCCGAAUGGAGAAACAGGGCAAUGGACAGCCCUCUUAAGGCCAAAUACUCUGCUUAUAAGGUGUUACUCUAACUACAAAGGGGGCAAACUAAUAAAGGGCAACAGAGUAUUCAGUGUCCAUAUUUUUUGGGCAUAUGCACGGCUAUCGACAAAAAACCAAGUUAAGGCUAAUUACUUUCUAAUUACUUUAUAAUUACUUUCGAGCUACCUUACCACUAGAUACCCCACUAUGCCCCUAUGUCAGUCUCUUCAUUGCUUUGCCUUUCCUCAAUCAAUCAACCACCUUAGGAAAAGAAAAAUAAAAAAAUGACCUCCCAGCACCUGCAGCAGACCAGCUUGAGACAUUGCAAGAUACAUAAUGACUUUUUUCUCAUGAAGAGAGAGAGUUUCUUGAAUUCUAAGGCCAAUGAAAUUACUUUCGAGCUACCUUAUUUAGUCUGUCUUUAUAGAAGAGGGGUGCGCGAACUAUAGGGUGGAAAAGCGCGAUAAGUAAUCAUGGGGCUACUUAAGAUCCAUAAAUAUUUUUAAGGAACUACAAAACUAUACACGCCCGCACCGAAGAGGACCAGUGAACCAGUCUGGAAGUGAAAAAGCAAAAGGAGUAUAUAGAUAGAAGAGUUUAAGUACCUGUCGAAUGUUAUCGGAUGUUGACCUUGGUGAGCUAGCACCCAUAAGCAAGGUCAACAACGCCGUUCCGAUCUCAUUGUGAGCACCUACCUUCCUCUUAUCACCAGGUGGGACCUUAUGUGGCAGAAGACAGAACUUUUACUCCGAGCGCUCUAAUGUUAGUAUCCUAGUACUAUCUUAGUUAUACUAUCUAGACCUACUUCAUUCCUAUCGCUCCUAAUUCUUUACCAUUCAACUCAAGUGACUCCUAACUUCUUAGCACAUACUUCUACUAUCCAAUUUUCAUCACUUCUACUGUAGUAUGUCCAACCACUCCCACACAAUUAGGGUCAUCCAACAAAAAAACAACACCAAACAGGGGAAAAAAUGAAAAUGUCCUCUCGCUGCACUCGUCUCAGUCCCGUAUGAGGAUUCUUUUCAUCUCAUGCAAAAAAGGUUAUUGACUAUCUAAGGUUCUGCAACUUAUUGGCACGAUGAAAACAACAAACUGAAAAGUUUUCAAUGAAAUCAAAAGGUUGCUUAUGCUGCCAACGCGAUUCUCCUGUUGCUGUAUGUGCUGGCGAUUGAUCCGGGGCUCACGGAGGCUAUUGGCUGUCCAGUACCGAUGCCAGUGACGACCUUACUUAUCCUUUAAGAAAGAUAUUGCCACUCUAUAUUUCUACUAGGUAGUGUAAUCAAGUGAUUCAAGCUUUUAUAAUUGUCACCUCUUAAUACUAGAGUGAAAGGAACGGUCGUGUCUCCUAGCCGCUGCUCCUGGAAAACGUCACGUGCAGUUUCAGCAUGAGGAAAGUCUGCGUUAUAUUUCUAAGCUCUGCUGAAUGUUGUCGCCAACGCUACCGCGUUCGGAGCCAUCUUUAUCCUCACAGGUACCUUUUGUUGUCCUAUACACAACUGUUGUUGACUUGUUGUGCUAUGUUUAUUUAUACACAACAGUGUAUGUGUAUUUCUAAUUCACUUAUCAUGCUAUUCACCAGUCACAUUUAUAGCUAGACUUAGCUUGUUGCCUCCCAAUGUAAUUUAUUUACAAUUCUGCACUUACAGUUACAGAAACAGCUUUUAGACCGGAAAAAACCAAAUUAGGUGAAUUGUUCCCGACAGCGAUACGUGGGACAGCUUUUGCCAGCAGCAACUUUGUCGGACGUGUUGGCAGUUUUUUAGCUCCGUCAUUACCUGAGCUUGUGCCGAAAACUUUUAUGCUGUCUUCGUUGCUAGUUGGUAGAGUAUUAAUCCUAGUAAAAUUUUUCAUCCAUCGUAUAGAUUCUAUUAGUUGCUGGUACCUACUAAUAGAGUUGUAAUGUUGAUGGGUAGGCGUAGGAGGUGUAAAUGUAGGUCUGCAUCAUGGUGCUCAUGUACUGUUUACCUCUCCGUUGUAGCUCUGCAUGCUCACAAGUACUGUUCUCAUCUCCGCUUAAUAUAAUCGAAGGCUACUUCUAUUUGUUCGUGCUGUCCCCUAUUCUCUUUCAUGUUGCUCCCGACAUCCGAGGUGACGGAAAACAGCCUCCUUGUGCUAGUCGUAGUCGCAGCAUUAUCCGCAGCUCUGAUGUGCACGCUGGAGGAGACGCGAGGGAAGUCGUUGUAACUAAGCUAUGCAGCGUCUCGGGUUUAUGUCGGGUCGGCACAGCGUCCGUGAAGUGUAAGACUUCUCUGCGCCCACCCCAGCUGGUGCGCUGGCCAUUUGGCCGAAGACUUCGGAAGUGGAAGAGACGCGGAGGAGGUCGUGGGCUCCAGGUGUAUAGGUGGAUGGAAAGGCAUCAGCAGAAGAAGAACGAGCUCAUCUAUUAGCUUCACUGCUGCUCUAGUAGAUGGGGACAGAUCAUACUGCAGGAGCCACUACCUAAUCUUAGUGGGCUUGUGUAGCAGUGUGCGAGCGGCUCUAGCACGAAUAUACUGUAGUUCCUUCAUCGCCUAUGCCUUUCACACCGUUACAGUACAUGCACGACUUCUGUGUGAAGAGACCCACGCCAUGCCAAUAUUGGAAGAUUGUAGAGGAGGAAGCGAGCACAGAGACGUUGAUUUCUAUGGCAAAUAGUACAAGCAGUAGGUUGUAGCUGUUUUUGUAUUUCGGUUGUAUAAUGUUGAUGUACAACGAGGAUUAGUUACGUGGAACGAAGAUGAUUUUUAUGCUUCUUUUUGUUGGUAUUUUGACUCCGUUUAGAUUUCCGAGAAGCCAAGCUACAUAAAGUUAGGACCUCCGGAAAUCACAGUGUUCUAAUUUGCGUUUGGCGAUUACAGUGGUGCGUGACUAUCAGUCUGUUAUAACGACAAAAAAGGUCGUUUUAGUUUUUGAAGGGACAAUUUAUUUUCAAGACAAAAGCAACAACUAUGGGAUAAAUAGUGGAAUUAGUUGGUAUUUAGUAUGAUCUAUGUUCACGUAGUUUUUUAGCUUUCACACUUCUGCUCAGAAGACUGUCACUGAAUUUGUGUUCCAAGAGAUACACUUGAUAUUUACGAUAUUUAAUGAUCGAAUUUUUGAUGAUUUCUUGAAUUGAGCAGACGGAGUCUAUGUACUCAGCAUCUAUGCACUCUGUAUCGCUUGUAUAUGUGGACGAUGAACAGGACCGCGUCAGCACAACUCUAACGCUUAUUUCGUGCUAGAGAGGAAUAAGGGAGUCCCCUUUCAUUCCUAGUCGCCGAUAGAAACAUGUGGCAUAGAAAGACGCGUGCUAUAGGAAGAUGCUUCUUUUCUUCUACUUCUUCCUUUCCCCUACUAGACACGAAGCACCACCCAGCACGUGCUCGUGAAUCCUCCAAAGCGCAUGCCGAUCUUCUCGUGUCGGACAAAUUUAUCCACUUAUCGUCCCAUGAAUCCGACAAAGUAAAAGCUGCUUGUUGUUCUGCUCGAAAAUAC
Molecule: messenger RNA, 3572 nt
Organism: Amoebophrya sp. A25
Lineage: Eukaryota; Dinophyceae; Syndiniales; Amoebophryaceae
Source: the annotation of a GenBank genome assembly